AUAUGGAUGAAAAUGCCACGGAGAGAUAAUCUUUUCUCUCUUCCUGUCCCAUGCAGGAUCUGUUCCAUUUGAGCUUCCUGAUGUGUUUUGGUGGACAUCUGUCUUUCAGCUUUGAUGGAAUUUUGAAAAUGCCUGUGCCCUGGUGUCUGUGUUCAAAUAAAACAAAGUUCAUCUCCUCCCCAUCCUUCGGCAGAGCUCCAAGAGCUGCAUUAAUGAGGCUUCUGGCGGAGGAGGCUGGGAGGGGAUGUCUUUGUUUUAAUGCUAACCUGACUGAGUGUGAAAAUCAAGUUUCUGCUGCCUCUUUGCUUUUCCAUAUGGCAUCUUGAUUACAGUCUGCAUGGAAAGGGGAAGAGGAAAGGGCAGAGAUGAUUGAGUUGUAUGAGGGAUUUUUUUUUUCCUACUUUUUUUAAAGCUAUGAUCAUAACAUGUGCUGCAUUUUGCUUUUCUUGCCAGGGAACCCCAUUGCUGCUGUCAUUUUUCCACAUAAGUUUCUCAUGUCUGUCUGAAGUCAAGCAAUUGCUUAUUUUGGAUUGGCAUUAACCAGCCUGGGUGACUGAUGACAGCGAGGGUCAGCUUGGGGGCCAGUGGUGUUGGAUUUUGUGAGCUGUGGCAAUUGCGUAUUCACUUGUGUACUUCCUGAGUAUGCAAACGCAUAGGUGUGCUCUCUGUGUGCACCAUUGAACAGAAUGCUUGUUGGGUUCACAGGUAGGAUGUAAAACUGAACACUGAAGUCCUGGGAUUCGUCUGCCUCAAGUACUAGAGGAUAAAAUUGCUUUGUCCUGAAAUGCCCCUUUGAUGGGAUGUUCUUUGCAUCAUGGCUUUUAUAGUUAUGGAAAGGUUCCGAGAUUCAUCUACACGUGCUCUGGAUGAAGGAAUGAAUGAAAAGGGCAUCAGGAGGUCCCUCUGGCCGAAGCGGACAUCGAAUGGUUGCUUGCAAAAGACAGCUGAUCAUCUUUGGAGGUUUUCAUGAGAGCGCAAGAGACUACAUCUAUUACAAUGAUGUGUAUGCCUUCAGCCUGGACUCCUUCACCUGGAGCAAGCUGGCUCCUUCGGGGAUUGGGCCAGCUCCAAGAUCUGGGUGUCAGAUGGCUGUCAGUCCUGAGGGCAGCAUAAUCAUCUAUGGAGGCUACUCCAAACAGAGAAUUAAGAAAGAUGUUGACAAAGGCACCCUGCAUACAGAUAUGUUCCUGCUGAAGGCUGAAGGUGCAGGCAAGGAGGAAGCAGACAAGUGGAUAUGGAGUCGGCUCAACCCAUCUGGAGUGAAGCCCACUCCCAGGUCUGGUUUCUCUGUGGCAAUUGGUCCCAAUAACCGUUCCCUUCUGUUUGGAGGCGUGCAUGAUGAAGAAGAAGAAGAGAGCAUUGAAGGGGACUUCUUCAAUGAUAUUUAUUUCUAUGAUAUGGGGAAAAACCGCUGGUUUCCUGGACGGCUAAAGGGACCAAAAUUGGAGAAGAGGAAGCGAAGACGUGGCAGACAAGCCGAGGCAGAGGAUGCUAGAGAGGAAAUGGAAAAGCAACAUCCACAAGGCCCGAUGGAGAUAGUCAAAGAGGUGGUUGCAGAAGAUGGAACUGUCAUGACAAUCAAGCAGGUGAUCUCUGCACCUGCAGAAGAGAAGGAGAAGUCUGAAUCAGAGGAGGAGGAGGAAGAUGGAGCCUUGGACCAGCAAGUUGAGCCAUGCCCACGUUCGAAUGCCAUGUUGGCGGUGAAGCAUGGGAUUCUCUAUGUGUAUGGGGGAAUGUUCGAGGUGGGCGAUCGCCAGUUCACCCUCAGUGAUCUCUACAGCAUCGACCUACACAAGAUGGAAGAAUGGAAAGUGCUAGCGGAGAUGGAUCCAAAAGCACAAGAAUGGCUGGAGGAGUCUGAGUCGGAUGAAGAGGAUGAUGAUGAUGAUGAUAUGGAAGGUGCAGAGGGAGGGGAAGAAGAAGAGGAGAGCUCUGAAGAGGGGAGUGAAGAUGAGGAAGGAGAGGAGCAGCACCCAUCUGUUCAGCCUGAUGAGAAGCCUGCAGAUUAUCUGUCCAGGACUGAGCAGUAUUGGAUUAAGCUGGCCCGCAGCAACAUGGGCCCCGAUGCCAAGGAGAAGAAGGUGGUGAAAGUGGCACAUGCCAUGGCAAAGACCUUCUAUGAAGGUUCAGUCUAGAUGUUGUUGAGGCUGUUCCAUGGAUGAAAAAGCAUGCCAGGAGCAGUGGUUAGCUCCGCUGAACUCAGCCUGAAGUGCCAGGCAGUCAGCAUGUCCAGAAGGCAUCCUGGCACAUCAGCUUUGCCUAGUCUGUGGGUGCCUCUGGGCUGACCAGUCUCAAUGUGCCUGCUUGAUUAAUGUUCUGGAUGUGCUGCUGUUCCCUUGGAGGUUCUGAGGGGGUCUUGAGCAACAGGGUUGCUGCUCAAGCAUUUGUUUUGCUGAGGCUGGUGUAUACGAUACUGUCAUAUUUUUGUUCAAAAGUCAUUUUAAGUCUGUCAAGAUAAACUGCACACCACGGUGGUUUGGUGUUCCCGAAUUCCCUGCCUGACUGGGGCUAGAACGUGUCUUAAAGGGUUUCUAUAAUAAACUUCUUUGGUUCCAUCG
This is a messenger RNA of Cuculus canorus (common cuckoo), 2558 nucleotides long. It is a transcript of the gene KLHDC4, whose product is annotated as kelch domain containing 4. Gene Ontology annotation, molecular function: protein binding. The coding region runs from base 879 to 2135 and encodes 418 amino acids. NCBI's taxonomy places the organism in Eukaryota, Metazoa, Chordata, Aves, Cuculiformes, Cuculidae. The transcript has 8 exons. The record is from RefSeq and is a predicted model, not a curated record.